AUGAUUAAGUUUCGCUAUAAACGUAAGGAGACGAGCGAUGGAGGGAAGAGUGGAACGGCGAUUCAGAAGCAGAAGAUCGAAGGGCUGAAAGAUAGAGAGCUCUUGCCGCCAAAGGAUUUGCUUCUAUCGGGAUCUUUGGCCGGAGUGAGGCAUAAUACGCUGCCGCGAUCUCGUCCGCCUACCGCUAACAAGCGAGACGCACCUGAGAUUCCUUUGAACCAAACUACCUUGGCGUUGUUUCGUGAAUUAUUUGGGCAACUACAAUGGUCAGCAGAGCGCGCUCCAGCGGCGGACAGCCUACGGCGUGCUUUGGGCGGCGGGGGAGCCAGGUUCCAGCUUGGCUGCAUGGCAGACGCCAGCGAGUGUUUCGAACAUCUACUCCUAAGAGUCCAUGCACACGUGGCCGCUGGUACGGGCGACAAAAGGGAUGAUGAUGCCUGCAGAGCACCACACUGCGUGCCGCAUAGAAAGUUCGCUAUGAUGCUCGUCGAACAAUCUGUGUGUGGAGCUUGUCAAGCGACGUCAGAACCUUUACCAUUUACGCAGAUGGUCCACUACGUAUCUGCCACCGCCCUAACAGCGCAGGCGGCGCUUGGCGAACAUGGCGACAGCUUCGGUCUUUUGUUGAAGAAGGCUGGAGGCAUGGGUGACAUACGAGACUGUCCUAACGCUUGCGGUGCGAAGAUUCAAAUCUGCAGGACUUUAAUGAAUCGGCCAGAGGUGGUUUCCAUUGGCAUGGUCUGGGACUCUGAACGACCAUCAGCCGAACACGUAGCUGCGGUUUAUUCAGCUCUCGGUACAGAACUAAGACCAACAGACGCCUUUCACUCCUGUGUUGACCGCGCCUGGGCCGCCCGAGCGACGCAUCGUCUCGUCGGACUCGUCACGUACUACGGAAAACACUAUUCAACUUUCUUUUUCCAUAGCAAACUCAAGCUCUGGAUAUACUUUGACGACGCUGACGUUAAAGAAAUCGGGCCCGAAUGGUCUCAGGUUGUCGAAAAAUGUAAACGUGCAAGGUUCCAACCGCUUCUACUCUUGUACGCGGCAGUUGAUGGAACACCGUGCGAUACACGUCACGCUCCCAAAGACGUUGUUCCAUUCCCAGCGCCGGAACCUCGAAGGGCCGUCACUCCAGCUCCCGAAAAGCCUACAACUGGCUUCGCUAGGCGGGCGAUGACUCCGGGACCAGAUAAUGACAGUGAUUAUGUUAGCAGAAAAACGGUUGAAAAUAUGUUAGAAGUACACGCUAGUAGACGAGCACAAUUGGCACGAAGUCUUAGCACCAGCUCAGCUUCAGACACCCAAGAAAGACCGCGGGCGAGAAGAGACUCUGGAAAUUGGAGUGGCGACAGAAACAGUGCUUCCUCCGCAUCGUCUUCCACUAUUGAAAGCCCAUACAUGUAUCCUCGAGGCAGAGGACCUGGCAGUAUACCCAGUAGUCCUACACGUAAAGGUGAAUUAUCUAGCGGUGGGUCUUGUGAUGCAGGAUACGACUCCUAUUCUUUAUCUUCGACAGACAGUCUUCCGUUGCAACAAGGCCUUCGACACAAUUUACAACUUGCACAAAUUCCUGAACUCAUAACUAGGGGAGAUUGCGAAGCGUUGUGCAUGGAAGCUGAUCGAUUACUAGAGAAGUCUCGUCAUGCAGAAGAUGCCGCUGAUUAUGAGACUGCGUUAGUAUUAUGCGAUGCAGCUGCCACAAAAGUUUGUGCAGCUAUGGAUGCUCCUUACAAUAAUCCGCAUACUAUGACAUUCGCAAGAAUGAAGCAUAACACUUGUGUAAUGCGAGCAAGGAGUCUUCAAAGACGAAUGGCUGGUUUCAUCAGACAGACUGAAAUUCCACAAAUGGCUCCUGUUCGAAACACAAAAGGAGGUCUUGAAAGUGCCCCUACGACAAUUGAAAUUUAUGCUACUCUACCCAAGAAAAAGGGAUCUUCAAAAAAGUCAAAAGCUAUAGAAGAUGACAUUGAAACUUCACCACGGGAACGACCGCCUAGACACAAAUCUCGCGAAGAAGAAAAAAGUAGAGACAAAAGAUCUCGAAGUGAAGACCGUGGCCGUGCUAGGAAAGAAAUAACCGUUGCUGUCGAUAAAAAAGAUGAACCCGUGGAAGAUAAAAAAUCGAACAAAAAGCAACACAAAAUACGAAGAAAGUUAAUGGGUGGACUUAUAAGGCGGAAAAACAGAUCCAUGCCCGACUUAACUGAAGGUGCCGAUGUUAAGAAAGAAGAAACCAGCAAAGAAAAGCGAGUUGGGUCCGUUGAUGACGGUGAUGUAGGAAGAAAAAAAACGGAGGACAAAAAUAAUUUAAGCGGCUAUUUAUCAGAAGGACAUCUGGAGUAUUCUGCAGCAAGUGGGACUAAUCCAAAUCUUGAAAGAAGUAAACUAAUGAGGAAAAGUUUUCAUGGAAGUGCGGGUAAAAUGUUGACCGCUGCUAAAGUUCCUCCUCCACCACCACUGCGAACUACUUCCCAGCUUAGCGGGCCUAAGUUUGAGUCAGAAGUCUCAGAGCACGGCAUACAGAACCGUCCGCAACAGCCAUUGCCUCCUGCUUCGCAAGGAGUAUAUAAUUAUACUAAUGAUAACGAUGAAGACGGAGGCUUUUCGGAGCAAUACGGCGAAGAGCCGCAGUCAUUGCCAUUUGUGCCCUCAUAUGAUGAACAACCAACGAACCACUACAACUGCACUUUAGAUGACUCUCCAAAUACAUCACAAAAUUUUCAGACUGUUGUAACUCAAGCAAUGGUUCAUCAAGAGCAAAGUCCAGUAAGGAGAGAUCUGACGAAAAUAUUAGAUAUUUUACCGUCCCAUCAAACUAUACAGAAUCUCACCAGAUCAUUCGACAAUGGUAUUGACGUGGUAGAUUGCCCUCUUCCUCAAAACAUAAGAAGAUCGCCGCACUUGUUGGAUCUGCCACCAUAUCCGAGCCCAAUGAAUUCUGUCAAUCACUCCAGACAACCGAGUGAAGAAUUCCCACCGCCACCUCCACCUAUAGAUUUAACUCCAUUACAAGAAGAGCUUCACAAUAUUAACCAAAAUUGUAACAUGGAUCUGAACUACAUUCAAAAGAUAAAUGACGAACAUAUUGAUGUGCCAAAAGGGUCACUCCUAGCACAACUUCAGGAAAAAAGAAGUCAAAUUUUGAGAAAUGAAAAUAACCUCGCUAAAAACCAAUUUGAAACAAUCGGCAGUUCCGGAGAUACUUGGCUCAAAGAACUGCAAGCCAAACAGGCUGCUAUAAAACUAAAGCGAUCCGGAUCAAUAGAGGGUCAACUUUCCUCACCAGGAGAAAACUUUUUAAAUAAACCGGCAGAUAAUAACUCAAGUGUUAGAAGUAUCGCUUCUAGGUUUGAACCUAAUCUUCAAAACUCCCCUAUAUCUCCCCUAGAUAAUGAAAGAUCCCAUGUCGGGUACCUCAAUAUGGGUUCAAAUAGAGAUGUUAUUAAUUGCUCAAUCCAAUCAAGUAAUGGACAUUAUAACCGUCGUACCUCUUCAUCAUCUACCGAACAAAAGCAAAAUGACGAAGAAUACAAUUUAGGAAAAAUAAACAACACCACUAAUACUGGAGACCGAUCUAAGCCGAAAAAGAAAUCAGUAUCGUUUUGCGAUCAAGUCAUUUUAGUGGCGACAGCUGAAGAUCAGGAAGACGAUAGCUAUAUACCGAAUCCCAUAUUAGAAAGAGUUCUCAAAUCAGCUAUGAACAAACCAGAAAUGACAACUGUCCCACUACAAACAGAAAAACAUUCACUUCAUAGACAAGAGUCUUUCGAUAGCCAGUCUUCACGGUCGACUAUUUCAUCUUUAUCACAAACCUCAUAUACGCCGAAUGAAGCCAACGAAUACUUUAGAAAUCAAAACUCUUACCCAAACUACCAAGCUCAAACGCGUUCGCAACAACAACUUGCUGCACAAAAGAACACGACUCCGUGUGUACAAAAUCAAACUGUUCAAAACAAUAAUCAGAUAUAUCAAGCAUUACCUGCUAAUUCUCAAAAUGCCAGCAACCCCAUACCAUAUACGCAACCACCAUCAGUAUAUCCGAGUCACAACACGAGCCCACCGAACUAUAGUCAUAACCCUGCUAACCGUCUCACACCUAUCGUUCAUAAUCAGCCUUACAUGACAAAACAAGUACAGAAUAUACAACGAUCAGUGCCCAACACAUAUCCCCAUCCUUCGAAUCAACUGCACCCAGCGAAUCAGUCAAAUAAUACCUAUUAUCAUCGUAACCCACAACCUUCGACAACGCCUACACCUCCUGCCAACUAUGGUCAAAACCGUCAGUUUCCUCAAACCGUACAAAAUAAUAGUUCCUCAUAUCAAAGCGUACCUACAAAUUCACCAGCUUAUCAGAGCUAUCAUAACCCACCGACAAGUUACGCUCAUAACGAUUAUUCUAGUCGACAUCAAGGUAGUAAUACAAAUCAUUACAAUGCUUCACCGUAUCAAAGAGUUCCACCCCCUCAUGGUGAAGUGCUAGUUGAGAACUACAAUGGAAACUCUUACCAGAAAAUGCCCAAUUACUACGACGCUAACUCAAAUCAAACACGCGUCGAUCCAAGAAACUGUGGUCCCCGAGAAAAUGGCAAUGAGAUCAGUCAAUAUCAUCAGAAUGGGUAUCAGAAUUAUAAUCCAUAUCAACAUUUGGCACCACCUAAACAGAUGCAAAAGAAAUCAGUCUCUUUUGAGCCAGGUACAAAAGGUGGUACUGAUUCACCGAUACCACAUCAGAUGAAUGGAAACUAUUCGGAAACCCAAACGAAUACGUUGUCUAAUGGUCAGAAAACUGUAUGCAAUUUGUGUCGAAAGAAAACUCUUACUCCCCCAGCUACGUAUUGCCCAGAUUGUGACUUUUACAUGUCAAGAUUUAAACCACGUUCAUAG
This is a messenger RNA of Pieris macdunnoughi, 4887 nucleotides long. The record is from the annotation of a GenBank genome assembly. NCBI's taxonomy places the organism in Eukaryota, Metazoa, Arthropoda, Insecta, Lepidoptera, Pieridae.